Messenger RNA from Procambarus clarkii (red swamp crayfish), 1889 nucleotides. RefSeq lists its product as uncharacterized. Lineage: Eukaryota; Metazoa; Arthropoda; Malacostraca; Decapoda; Cambaridae. The record is from RefSeq and is a predicted model, not a curated record.
CUCCUGGCACGCAGGAUGUUGGCGGCUGGUGGCAAUAUAAGCAGAGGCUGCAGCGUUGAAGCAGACAGCUGGUGGAACGUGCGUGGACUACUUGUCAGUCUUGUAGCAAUAAUCCUGACGGCUUGCAGUGCAAGUGAACAUAUUUUCAGUAUGAAGGUGAUAUUUGCUGUUGUGAUAGCCUGCCUGGCGGAAAACAUCACCCCUUCCCCUGUGUCUUUACCAAAAUCUAACGCCAACGCCAGGCUCUUGGACAAUAAUGACGCCAAAGGUAACCCCAUUCUAUUUGGCGAGGCGGAAGCAGCCUCACCAUUGUCGGCACGUGGCAAGAGCUUGAUGAAGACUCCGCCUGGAGGCCAGAGUAGCAGGGUAUCACUAGUCUUCCCGGGGUCUAAGCAAUCCUCUGGCACCAACCGUCAAGAUGGUGUUGGCCCAGAUGGCGUCGUGUUUUCGUCAGCAUCCACACGCGGAAAUACUCCCAAAGAGGUGCCUUCCGAGUCAAACUGUUCACUUCAAGGAGGCUCUAUGGUAAUCAACGGUACCUGCCACAGCUUCCUAACCCUGGGCCCGUGUGCAGAGGGACAGUGGUUGGUGCUCCGGGAUAAUCGGCCUCUAUGUGAGCCUCGACCGUGUCCCUUCGGCCAGUUAAAAUAUAAGGAAAAGUGUGUCAGUGUAUCCGAUUUUUCUGUGUGUAAAGAUGGACAAAUACUGUACGUCGAAUUUUCAGGAGUAGCCAUGUGCGAUUGUGAGCCGAACUAUAUCUACGACGUAUAUAGCGGUAAAUGUUUUGCUCCGCAAGUGAGAGGAUCCUGCAACUUCGGCGAGUAUUUCCAGUUGUCAGCCUCUGGUGCACCAGAGUGCGUCCCUAAUGAAUGCGUCAUGGACGGCUACGUGAAGGACGACGUCACCAGAAAAUGUUAUCGUAAGAUGUACCUCGGCUACUGCAAUAAAGACCGAAUGACCUUUUAUCCUGAAACCAAUACAGUGGAUUGCUCCUUCGAAGUUGAUACAAGAAACAUUUUGGACGUGCACACCCUGCGAGCAUGCCCUGCAGGGUCUCUCCGUGAUUACCUCAAUGAGUGCCGCCAACAGUUCAUCAUUCCCACCACACGCUCCUCUCCCUCCGUAAACGGCGCAUGUCCUGCCGGGUUCGUCAAGGAUCCCAAAGGAAUAUGCCGCAGAGUCAGCACGUUAUUCGGCUGAGACACUUUGAGCUGUGUUGGGGACAAACAAGAUCGAGUAUAUCGGCCCCCACAACCUCCCUAUGGGUGUAGCUGGCCCCAGUACCGGGUGAUGGACGUUGCAACCUUAGCUUCCCGUGUUGGCUGUGGCGCCCCCGGUAUCGGAAGUGGCAUCCCAGUACCGGGUACUGGAGGUAUUGCCCUCACGAGUCACCCUAAACAACGCUUUAUCAUUGACUGGUCCUGCGUUUGCUAUGCAACAACUUGUGUUAAUGAAUUUUUCUCGGAGAUAAAUAACGGCUGUGUACUAUGCUUCUAAGGCUGCAUAAAAUACUAGUAAUGAUGUCUGGUUUCGUUAUAUUAUAGUUGUCUUUAUGAACUAUAAAGUGUUUAUUUUAUAUAUAUUUAUUGUUUUGUUUUAAACUGAAUAUAUAACUAACGACUGAAGUGCAGUUAGCAGCAAAUGCCAGUAAAUUUGUAAAAUUUGCGUAUUAUGUAAGUGGCAUAUUUACAAACCAUAAAAAAAGCCCGACCCUUUUCUAUGUUCCUAAGGUCGCCAGUUGUUAAUGUGUUUUAUACCAUUUCCCAUUUAUACUGUGAUAUUAGGUUUAGAAAAGCAUGUAUAAGCUUACAAAUAUACAUGUAUGUGUGUGAGGAAUGUGCGGUUAAAUGAAAAUGAUAUGAUGUGAAAUAAAUGACAAAUAUUUAUUA